AUGGCCUCUCUUGCAUAUCUCACUCCACAAUUAGACCGAGUACUUUCCAGUGCAGAUACCUACGACAUGGAUGUUCCUGUCGUCUCUGCCCUUUGUGAUCUCUUAGGCGCUCUCAAUACUCCAUUGCCCCAUGCUCGCGCCUUUCGUCCUUACGACAUCAUUGCGGCUCUAGGAAAACAAAACCAGGGAAGACACAACUCUCUAUUUUCGUCAAGAGAGCACCAAGACGCCCAGGAGCUAUUCCAGCUUCUUUCUGAAUCCGUCGCGAACGAAAGCUCUGCUGUCGCCAAAGAAAUCCGGCGGGACCGUGGGCUGGGACGUCUGACCCCACAGGACCAUCAGGAAAGUCGAGAUUUGAACAGGUCGGUGUUCGAUGGGUUGACCGCGAACAGACGAAGCUGUAUGAGGUGCGGGUAUACCGAGGCUGUUAUGCACUUCCCGUUCAACAAUAUGCAGCUUGCGGUCCCGACGAUGAAGAACGUGUGCAUGCUGGAGGACUGUCUGGAGGAGUACACGCGAAUAGAGCUUCUGCAAGACUGCGUAUGUCGCCGAUGUUCGCUGGAGGCAACUUCCUUGAGGCUAGAACAGGACGCGGAACAGUUAAAAAAAGCGGCGCAAGCCACACCUGAUCCAUCAUCGUCCAGAAAGAAGCGCGCGCGAGAGGCCCGGAAGCUGGCAGCGAAGGUCAAGGAGCUGCUGCAGACGGGAAGAGUGGAGGAAGACAUCAAGGGCGUGACAUUAGACAGGAUAAUCAGCCCCGCGACGAAGCAGUCCAUGAUUGCCCGCCCCCCGCCCGUGCUUGCCCUCCACUUAAAUCGCUCCGUGCACACCGCGUACGGCGCGACGAAAAACAACUGCCACGUUUCCUUCUCAGAAAUACUCGACCUCACCCCAUUCACGACCUCAGGUCAGCUAUCCACCGCACCAUCCCUCCCCAUCUCCUCCCCCCCUCCCGUCGCUGCGCGCACCCUCACUCCAACUCCCGGCACGUACAUCCCGCGCACCCUCUACCGCCUCGCCGCAGUCGUAUGCCAUUACGGCGUGCACCAAGGCGGGCACUACGUCUGCUUCCGACGGAAACCCCGCGGUCACGGCAAGCUCUCCUUGCCGCAGCUCGCGUGCCUGUACGGGUGCGAGUGCGCGCGAUGCACCAUGUUCGGCGGGCCUGUGCGCGACGACGACGCGCCGCCUCCUGGCCCGGGCCGAGGCUGGCUCCACAUAUCGGAUGACAAGGUGGAGGAGGUCGGGUUCUCGCAGGUGCGGCAACAGGGUGUCGGGGCGUUCAUGCUCUUCUACGAGCGCGUGUACGUUCCCCGCACGCUGCUCGGUCCUCCUCUUCCUCCUCCAGCAGCAACGAGCGACGUCGACUCGCGUGCGUCGCAGGAAACAGUGAUGCCGCAGGAGAGGGAACGGGAGAGGGAAGAUGGGCACCACGAGCGGGUGGGGAGUCGGAGUAGGGACGAGCGGGAGCGCUCCGUCGACCCCCGCGUCGUUCGCCGCACGUCCGCGUCCGGUUCGCACUCGACAGGCUCUACAGUAACCGCACGGCCCAGCGCACCGCCGAUGGAACGGUCAACGAGCGCUCAGUCGCAAGCCUCGACGACGACCACGGCGUCCGCCGCGACCGCGAAGACCACGCUCUCGACCGCGACCGCGCCCGCGGCGCCAGCUCAGCCGCACUCGCCUUCGCACCACCAUCGACCGUCACACAUCAACCUGCCGCCGCGAGACCGGAACCUGGAGGACGCGCAGCGGUCGCCUCGAUCUCCGCAGCCGCCGCCGUCGCCCUCGAAGCAGGCGCGGUUGCGGAAGACGAAGCGGCCGAUGGACGUGGGGCGCGAGCCAGCGUCGCUGAGGGCGUAG
This is a messenger RNA of Epithele typhae, 1863 nucleotides long. Its product is annotated as cysteine proteinase. Gene Ontology annotation, biological process: protein deubiquitination. The transcript has 5 exons. Lineage: Eukaryota; Fungi; Basidiomycota; Agaricomycetes; Polyporales; Epitheliaceae. The coding region runs from base 1 to 1863 and encodes 620 amino acids. The record is from RefSeq and is a predicted model, not a curated record. Gene Ontology annotation, cellular component: nucleus; cytosol. Gene Ontology annotation, molecular function: cysteine-type deubiquitinase activity; cysteine-type endopeptidase activity.